Gadus macrocephalus (Pacific cod) is the source of this 6494-nucleotide messenger RNA. RefSeq lists its product as uncharacterized. Lineage: Eukaryota; Metazoa; Chordata; Actinopteri; Gadiformes; Gadidae. The record is from RefSeq and is a predicted model, not a curated record. The transcript is spliced from 3 exons. Bases 754 to 3108 code for a protein of 784 amino acids. Gene Ontology annotation, molecular function: RNA binding.
CAUUGGUUGACGUUGAGAAAACCAAUUCUAAUAGGAAGCGUUUUGCGAGUUUAACCAAAUAUAUUCCUAUAGCUCUGGAUUAACUGACUAUUAUCAAUAUCCACAUCAAUAUCAAAACACGAAUAUGUGUGAACUUCUAUGAAACAGUCUAAUUUGAAUAUGAUAUAAUCUACAAUCCUUCUCACAAGGAGAGUAGGACGAUCAUUUAUUACUCCACAUUGCCCUCAUCCAUAGAACAUUGCACCAUUAUAAUUGUGCGCACUUCUUUUCACUUUUUCCAGAUUGACGCAAUCUAGACAACGGCCUCGGCACACGCUCGCAUGCAGAGCUUUACCCAUCCGCCCCCAAGAAAAAAAACACAUUGCUUUUUAGUUUCACUUUCUUCCAUUUUGGAGUAGCCUAACAACAGUUUUGAGAGCAUGGUCUGAAAGGUAAGGCAACUGGCAACUACCUUAAUCCCUAUAGGUAAAUUAAGCAAAAUGUAGCGAUAAUAAGGUAUGCAUACAAUGAGUAGCCUAAGUGAGUAGGCUAUAUUAGAGAGUUCAUUGACAAAGACCGAUCGAAGUUACCCCCGUUUCUCCACAAUAUUUUUAGCAGCAGUUUCCUCACCUGUGUCGUUAAACACGGAAUAUAUUCAAAUAUUAUUCCUUAACCCUAACAUAAACUUGUUUAUUUAAUAAAGGUGUCAAUGAUUUCCUCCGGAAUCUAUCCACUGAUACAUAUUUGCAAUGCAUUUUGGCUUUUGUCCACUAGAUGGCAGACUUGGACAGGACGGUAAGAGUGAGCGGUCUGCCAACGAUGAUUGAGGAUGACAGGUUGUCAGACAAGCUACUUAUCUUGUUUCUGAGAAAAAAGAAUGGGGGCGGAGAAAUCAUUUCUGUCGCGAUUGUUGAAGACCCCCGUGGCUCAGCCCUGAUCACCUUUGAAGACAGUAGAGGUAAGAUAAGAUCUCCUUCUGGUAAUCUUACUCACACAGUCGCCCGGAGAGUUAUCCAACAUGGUCAACACGUUUUAAAAAUGGAUGGCAUGCAGUAUGAACUGACCUUAACUCCACAUUGUGAGCAACUGAAACCUGAUAUGGUCAUCUUGAGUAUGUCGGUAACUAUUGACUGUAACCAGCUUCCGUUGAGACAAAUAGCCAUGAAAGUCCUUCUUGAGAAGUACCCUGACAUUAAGUUCAAAUAUUCUACCAAGAAAUUGUGUGAAAUCACAGGGCCCUACUCUCAGGUACAAGCAGCUUUGGCACAAUUGCUUGAACUUCCCAGACACCAAAAAUCGGAGGACACAUCGAGCAGAGUUGAUCAGGCAUACUCUUGUCGCCUUGAUAUGCACGCAAUUAAAAAAUCUCCUCUGCCAGAGUCUUUAAUCAAUAAACCACAUAAUAGUAGUGUAUGCACAGAGCGAACCUAUAGGGAUCAUGCUGCUGUUGACUACCCAUCCACCCGACCUGGAAAACAGAAAUCAACAACUGGUCCGUUUUGGGAAGAGAUGGACAAGACCGAGACUGGGGCCAUGCAGCUUUCAAAUGAUCCUAAAAUGUUGGAUGAAGAUCUCUCCCUAGUGAUGGAUUCAGAAAUGUUUCAGUGUCUGCAGAUGCAUCGUGGAAAGGAUUAUCAGCAGAUACUCAGUCGGAAUGGCGUGGACGUUUUGGAUGUAACUUCUGAGGAUGUGACCACGUUGUUCCUGCGGUGUGAAACACAGUUAGGGGAGGUUGAUGGUGGGCUGCAGCGGCUUAGGUCGGCAAAUAGCCAAAUGAGUCAGCUUUACCAAGACAUGGCGCCUAUGAUCUAUCGUGUUCCCCUGCUUAAAAGCACCCUUCCAAACGGCGAAGUCCUGCAGAGGAUAAAGGAUGAGAUAGGAGGAACACACCCUAAGCUUCUUCUGAAUGAGGAUGACCAAAACAUCUACCUCAUCGGGAGCUAUAGUGACACAUCUGAGGCCAAGGAAGUUAUAAGGGACUACAAUGAAGCCAGGGGAGUGUCUGACCAGAUGGGUGGUCUUCUAAGAGCUACUUCCCUUGACUUCAACUCAGCAUAUCCAUAUGAGGGUCCACCUGUUGUUCACCAACCGAUACCUGGUUCUCUGUGUUGUAAGACGGAUACAAUGCUGGUGCCUGACAAGGAUGAGAACAGAGCUGAGGGAGCAACAAAAUAUAAACCAGCAGCCCAGUUUAAGUACACAGAGCCAGGUUUAUUAGUGUCUCAGCCAGCAGAUUUAACUGGAGCAGGGUUAAGACUAUCCCCUGCUAUGCUUGGUCCCCAGUUAGUCCCGGAUGUUCUUUCAUGCACUGCAAGGUUGACUGACAAAGGUCUGUCAAGGCAGAACACUGGAGAGGACGUCCUAUCUGAGAAUGGAAUCAGACCCUCACAGAGUUCAACAUUAGGGGACUAUGAACAGAAGUUUUCAAAUUCUCCCCAAAUCCAAACUCUGAUCAGUCCAUCAGGAAGUGUGACCCGCCCAGCUCUUGGGGCUGGGCUCGGCUUUAACUAUGAAAGUAGCUCCUCUGAGAUAUCAGCUCCCAAGGUCCAAACGGACAGGCGAUCGGAUGAUGAAGAGCCCCAAGGUCGUGCAAAAUAUAGAGUCAGGGAGCGAACAGAUAGUUUCAGUGACCUCAAAGUCAAGGCCAGGUUGGAAAUAUAUCGUGAACAAAUAACGGUUCCCUAUAUUAUGUGGAAGUACAUAAAAGAGGUAUAUCAGCCUCGAUUUAUAGAAGUUACCAUGGCAAUAAAGGUAGAAGAGCAGCACACAGAUGCUAGGGAUGCUACUACAGUCUUCUUGACAUCUCUUGACCCUUCCAGUGUGAGAGCUUGUCAGAAAGAUUUACAGAACAUUGUUGCCAAGGUUACUGCUGAUUUCUCUCAGUUUGAUCUGAGUUGGACAGAGUUGGGUAUCUCCGACCCAGGAGAUGAAAUUCUACCUGUACUCUUUAAUGAAGUGAAGAGUAGAUUCAAGAAGGUUUCCAUAUCCACAUCAAAUAGGCUCAUAUCUAUUCUCGGUCCAGAACACUUGUGUUCUCAGAUUGCUAGUGCUCUGAGGAAAGAAUUUUCUGUACAUCAGUUCAGAUACCUGGACAACAAAAGUGCUUCUCGAGGGAAGCCUCUACUCUAGCUUCUUCUUCAAAGGCCAUCUCUACAAAUAUAAGCAGCAAUUCCUCAGAGGACAAACAGGAAACAAAUGCACAGUCUACGUUACUCCAUAAUGAAGAAGUCAUGAAUUGGUCAAAAAACAGCAGUAGACAGGAGUCUUUCCCUUGCUCUAACUCUGUCCAGUCUACACUUUCCUUUGUUUUGACUUUUUCCUAAAGUAAGAACAAUUACAGCGUGUGUCACAUUUUGCAUUGUCAUCUUUUUAUUGUUAUUUUUAAUGGAGCUUUUACUGUCUUUUAUCAUUCUGUAUGUGGCUUAUUGAAGGAUUGAAGGAAGCUAUACGUUUGUAAGUGUCUUCUUAAAGAUGGUCAAUUCUUAGGGCCUCGCAAUUGUUCCUGUUGAGUUCAUUUAUUUCUCUAUCUCUUAUUGGUAUUUCAAGCAUUUUAAUUUAAAAGUAAAUGUUGCUUUAUUUGUAUCUAAGAAUGUUUGAAUCUUCUACUUUCAAUCAUUUUAUAAUCCUUGUUUUCAUCUACUGAAUGGAGAAUUGUGCAAUAGAAUUAUUCAACAUCUUUUCUCUGUUCUCUUUUAUCUAAAGUUCUCUUGUAUUAGUUUGAAUUUGUUGUUCUUUUUUAAGCACACAAAAGUAAAAGAAUAAAGAAAGAAUAUAAUUUCAUGUCACUUUUUGUUAUGCUUUUUUAUUAGUCCUGGAAAACAUGUAAGGCAUAUGGUAACAUGACACACUGAAGCAUUACAAGCUCUAGGGACCGUGUGGAAAACAUAGCACCACACAGUUUACCCAGAGUGAAGCACAGAAGCAGCAUCAAUUCAAAGGGUUUAAAAAACAAAGUGUAGACAAGAAGAGAUUUUAUUUAUUUUGCAACCGGGAAACCAACACUUCGGAGCUCUGAGAGUAGCCGGGCAGAUCUGCUUUAGAAGCCAGUUGGAAAGGGAGCAAUGGGGUACGCCGUGUGCACUAUAACUGCUAUUGACUGAACUGUAAGAACAGACUUAUUUAAGGAUCAUUACAAAAUUUUGUUUUUUUUUACUGAAUCAUUCCAAGAGAUAGAGGGAGGUUGAUGCAGAUCGUGUAUGCGCUUUAGGCUCUGACACUGCCGAAGUGGAGGGUGACAUGAUAUGGGUAGGAAUGAAUGGGGACUAGUGGUUCAACUGUUGUUGUUAAGAUUGAAUAGUACUUUCCAAUGCAUCGCUCCCCCUUACAAUACUUAACUUUUAUGAAACCAAUAAUGAGCUACACAAACACACAAAGCCAUAUCAUGUGGCCUCGAUCUAGUAUGUGUAGCCUAACACUUAACAUGGAAAGCCCAGGCAUUUACUCCCCUCUUGUGUUUCUGCAAUGAUGUGGUGAUGGUUUCAUUACAGAGACUUCCAGUGACUGCUAAGCCACUGAUGUGGUAAAUCCUUUUGAGGGAAGGGUAUGUUUGUGCUGCUACAGAGUGAGAAGGAGCAAGUAACUCUGGAUGUAGCAACGGGCUUCAGACAAACCCCUCUGAUUUGGAAAUAGUAAAACUUACAGGAAACACUGAGCAUAUGACUUUCUUUGUUAGCUACUGGUAAAUAACAUUUGUAGCUGAUAAUUGGCACAAUAUAAUUUACGCUAUCCGAAUGUAUAGCGGGAAUGUACAAAUCUAUGAACAUACAAAUGCUAAUACCUGUGCGGUAUUACUUUGAAACAUUUGCACUUUUUUUCUAUGCAUCUCUUGAGUUUGUAGGUGUUUGUAGGCAACAGAUUCAUUCAAACUUCCUACUUGCACCCCUAUCAAAGAAAUUCAACCUUGAGGGGGGAUAUGUGUGUGUAUUACUUAACAUUCCAUUCCAGUUAUGUGUUCCUAAGUUAUGUACUCCAUGUGUGCAGGCAAAAUAAAUGUUGAUAUUGCUAAGAGUUGACAAUUACAGCCAUCAAAAGUCUUGUGCAGUGCAGAAGAAGUGUAAUAACUCAAACUAGCCCGUAGUGAACUCAGGACAUGCUUGGGCGGACCUGGGAUCAGUUAUUUGGACCUGGAGAAUUCAAACAGCUGUGCAUCCGCAAUGACGGCAGCUGUGUUAAGGCUUCCUUCAUUAGCUAUUCCCACAAAUAUUAGCCGGAUCAAAGACGUGCAGAGCUACCAAAUAUCUGGUGAUGCAUUGAUGUAUCAUAUGUAGGAUUAUGAUAUCAAUAUUUAAAUAACGUACACUGUGUUUACUGUAAUACUGAUCACUUAUUUAUAAACAACAGAAAUGAAGGCAGGCAGGCUGCGAUUGGAUGUGAUUUAUUAGCUACGAUUGGGAUUCUUUCAAAUGUAAUUAAAUUUCCAUACACAGUGAUGGGCAGAUGAGCAAAACUGUUUAACAGAGAACACGGUGCAUGCCUACAGUGGAGCAAGGCUGCAUAUAAUUAAACACUCAAUUGUUAGACUUUUGUUAACUGCAUUAUAAAUUCUGUCAGCACCCAUUAUCUUUUUGGAUAGAAAUCUUACACAAUGUUUUUCAUAUUUUUGUAUUCUAUAAGGUUGAGUUAACCUUAAAAAAAACUUUUUUGUUUAUAUGCAAAAGACAAAGAGCCAAAAAAUAGUAAUUUGGCACAAUGGUUCAUACCAACAGAAAGUUUAGCAGUGCCCCCGUGUAGGAACUUUGAACUUUAAACCCUUGAAAAAAAUUAAAUAAAAUAACAUUUAUGAAAACAUAGUUUUACAGAAGCGUUUGUUUGUCUCAUGGCACUCAGGAACACAAGCACCGCUUCAACUGGUUAUCAGGGGGGGGGGGCUUACUAAAGGCUGACAGGAUACAGUCACUUCCCUUCUCCAACCUAGCAGUCCCAGUCCAGCCCUGCCGAACCAACUCCACGUUUCACAUCAGACGGUGUCAGCAAUGGAUGAAUGAUCGGAAAUGUUUAACAAAAAAUUGUUUGUGUGUGUUUGUGUGUGCGUGUGCGUGUGCGUGUGCGUGUGCGUGUGCGUGUGCGUGUGUGUGUGUGUGUGUGUGUGUGUGUGUGUGUGUGUGUGUGUGUGUGUGUGUGUUAGUGAUGCUCUUGGUGAGCUUCUGCAGGAACAUAGUAAAGAUAGUUUUACUAUCUUACUAUCUUUAAAGAUAGUAGAAUGAGAAGAGCGGGACCAGGCCUCAGGUAGGCUGGAGCAGGGAAACUAUGCUUGUAAGUGCAUCAGUGAGCAGAGUGCAAAAUACCAAUACCAACUGGCCUCUACAAACAGGGCCACAUAUUAGACAAGGCGCAAGAGAGAGAGUGAGAGAGUGAGAUAAUUAGAGGGAGGUGAUCUGGGUGGGAGAAUUAUAAUUGGUGCUUUUUUAAACCUGACAAACAACCUGAGGACACGCACAUCUUCACACACGAUGAUACACCACACACAACACAUGAGGAGGCCACUCAUGCUCAACACGUUUCGUUUUUUUUUCUUU